UUGGACCCUUUACGCUUUUCUCUCUCUCCCAAUUUCCCAACUGCUUUAAUUUGAAUCUCUUCAGAUUCGUCUGUUAUUAAAUAAGCUAGCCGUUAACUGAGGAAUCCCUCUACCACUAAGGCGUUGGAUUUGCUCUCAUGGGUAUCUUUUGAUCUGAGGAGGCAUUACCAGGCAACUGACUGCUAUUUAGCAAUGGCAUCUCCAACUACUUAUACUGAUGAUAUGAGGUCCAAGCCUGACAUUGUUGAUCUUCCGAACAGUAAAGACAUGAUGGAAAUCUGUGAAAAUGCAAAUGAUCCUUCUCAACAUGCUACAAAACCUAACAUGACAGUUGCUAGCAGUGUUCGUGAAUUGUUAGAGUGUCCAGUAUGCUUAAAUGCUAUGUACCCUCCCAUCCAUCAGUGUUCAAAUGGCCACACAUUAUGUUCUGGUUGCAAGCCUAGGGUGCACAAUCGCUGCCCAACUUGCCGGCAUGAACUUGGCAAUAUAAGAUGUCUUGCGCUAGAGAAGAUUGCGGCCUCUCUUGAACUUCCUUGCAAGUAUCAAAGUUUUGGGUGCACUGGCAUAUUCCCAUACUAUAGCAAGCUAAAGCAUGAAUCACAAUGUGCAUGUAGACCCUACAACUGUCCAUAUGCCGGUUCAGAGUGCACUGUCAUCGGUGAUAUCCCUUAUCUGGUUUCCCACCUGAAAGAUGACCACAAAGUGGACAUGCACAGUGGCAAUACUUUCAACCAUCGAUAUGUGAAAUCUAAUCCACAUGAAGUAGAGAAUGCCACAUGGAUGUUAACGGUUUUCAGUUGCUUCGGACAGUAUUUCUGUCUGCAUUUUGAGGCAUUCCAACUUGGGAUGGCACCAGUGUAUAUAGCAUUCUUGCGGUUUAUGGGUGAUGACAAUGACGCCAAGAACUACAGUUACAGUCUUGAAGUGGGUGGCAAUGGAAGGAAGAUAAUAUGGCAAGGGGUUCCUAGAAGCAUAAGGGACAGCCACAGGAAGGUGCGUGACAGUUUAGAUGGUCUCAUUAUCCAACGUAACAUGGCUCUCUUCUUCUCAGGUGGAGACAGGAAGGAGUUGAAGCUGAGGGUCACUGGUAGGAUUUGGAAAGAACAAUGAGGGUCUCACUAAAAUUUAUUUAGUAGUUCUCAUGAAUAGUUAGUUGUCUGUCUUCUGUUCAUGUAUUUUGUGUUGAAGGCAAAAUCUCUUUUGCUUAUGGGAUGCAUUGAAUACAUGAAUGGAAAGACAAUCAUAUUAAAAUAGGAAAAUUGUUACAAAGAAAUUGUUCAU
This is a messenger RNA of Telopea speciosissima, 1281 nucleotides long. Its product is annotated as E3 ubiquitin-protein ligase DIS1-like. Gene Ontology annotation, molecular function: protein binding; ubiquitin protein ligase activity; zinc ion binding. Gene Ontology annotation, cellular component: cytoplasm. Lineage: Eukaryota; Viridiplantae; Streptophyta; Magnoliopsida; Proteales; Proteaceae. Gene Ontology annotation, biological process: multicellular organism development; ubiquitin-dependent protein catabolic process. The transcript is spliced from 4 exons. The record is from RefSeq and is a predicted model, not a curated record. The coding region runs from base 193 to 1110 and encodes 305 amino acids.